Mobula hypostoma (lesser devil ray) is the source of this 574-nucleotide messenger RNA. RefSeq names its product galectin-related inter-fiber protein (gene grifin). The coding region runs from base 87 to 506 and encodes 139 amino acids. The record is from RefSeq and is a predicted model, not a curated record. The transcript is spliced from 4 exons. Gene Ontology annotation, molecular function: carbohydrate binding. Lineage: Eukaryota; Metazoa; Chordata; Chondrichthyes; Myliobatiformes; Myliobatidae.
GUCUUGGUCCUAUUGUAUAUCUGUUUCCCAGCUGGAACUAUUGUAAACCCAAGUCCCCUGUGCACAGCUAGAACACAGCAGAUUCAAUGGCCUUAAGGUUUGAAGCUGAGUUUCCUGAGGGCCUAUGUCCUGGGUGGAAUGUGACAGUGAGGGGCGAACCGACCGCAGGAGCCAAAAGGUUUGAUAUCAAUUUUCUGUGUGACAGAAGCGAAGAGAUAGCAUUUCAUUUUAACCCACGCUUUACGGAAUCAUUGCUUGUGUGUAAUUCCUACCUUGCAAACAAAUGGGGUAAAGAGGAACAGAGCACGACAUGCCCAUUCGAGGCUGAAGAGCCAUUCCAGAUAGAAAUUUAUUCCGACAAAGAAUAUUUCCACGUUUUGCUUGACGGAAGUGCAGUUUGUCAGUUCAAACAUCGUGUGGAGAACCUGAGCUCCAUCACCAGAUUCCAAAUUCUGAAUGAUGUCAAAAUCUCGUCAGUGGAAAUCACCAAAAAUAUCUGUAUGUGAUGUUGUGAGAUAACUUAGCACCCGGAAUCCUCUCGCCAUUGCUCAGCGUGCUGGAUGGAAGAGUUUAG